AUGCAAGUUUCACCAGUUACCCAAGAGCAAUUAGUUGUAUCUGCUUUACAGGUUGAUUCAACUAAUGCUGAACAAGUCACAGUGUUAGCUCAUGAAGAUGGAGUACCACUUGACCAUUUACAGUUACUACUACCACAUGUAGCUGAAUCUGAAAUUGCAUUACAAGCUCCUGCUUUGUCAGUCAAGUACCUGGUUUAGUUCUUUUUUCACAAGUAUCAGAGUAAAUUAUUUUGCAAUCAGUUAAGCUCUUUGUUCCACACUAAGCAUCACCAUCUUUGCACUAUAAAAAAGAAAAAUCACAUCCUCCAUCAAUACAAGUCUUUUUAUCCAUGUAACUUGGACAUAUUUUCAAAUCUUUAGGUUUGUAUUUUAAAAAUGUAUCUUUCUUUGUUUUGA
Molecule: messenger RNA, 396 nt
Organism: Tetrahymena thermophila SB210
Lineage: Eukaryota; Ciliophora; Oligohymenophorea; Hymenostomatida; Tetrahymenidae
Exons: 2
Source: RefSeq, a predicted model, not a curated record